CAUGCUCCUGAGCCCGCUCCAUUCAAAUUCUCUCUCUCUCUUCUCUCUCUCUCUCUCUCUCUCUGUUAUAUAUAUAUUACUCUCUAUAAAUGUAUCCUCACCAUCACUAAAUUUGUUUCUGAAUUGGUACUAGCAUUCAGCUCAGCUUUACCAAAUACCAAACAUGUCACCGGUUCCGGUGCUCCUAAGCCUCACCAUACUCUCUGUGUUCCUCUCCAUAAGUCCGGUCAUCGGAUGGCGUCCGUGGCCCAAUCACAAAUUGAACGCCUCUGAUCUCCAGUUCGGAGGCUCCAAGAAGUUCGAGGGCUCCUCGGAGUUCGUCAAAUUGAAAUACCACAUGGGUCCAGUUUUGACCGCCAACAUCACCAUCCACCCGAUCUGGUACGGCACGUGGCAGAAAACCCAGAAGAAAAUCAUCCGCGAGUUCAUCAACUCAAUCUCGGCCGUCGAUUCCAAGCACCCCUCGGUCUCCGGCUGGUGGAAGACGGUGAUGCUGUACACGGACCAGACCGGCGCGAACAUUUCGCGUACGGUGCACCUCGGCGCAGAGAAGAACGACCGGUUCUACUCUCACGGCAAGUCCCUCACGCGCCUCUCCAUCCAGUCCGUGAUAAAAAGCGCCGUGACGGCACGUUCGCACCCCUUGCCCAUCAACGCCAAGAGUGGGCUCUACUUGUUGCUCACAUCCGAUGACGUGUACGUCCAGGAUUUCUGCGGGCAGGUUUGUGGGUUCCACUACUUCACAUUCCCGUCUAUAGUGGGCUACACGCUACCGUACGCUUGGGUGGGCAACUCUGCUAAGCUGUGCCCAAGUGUGUGUGCGUACCCGUUUGCUGUACCUGAUUAUAUCCCCAACAUGAAACCGCUGAAAUCGCCAAACGACGACGUUGGGGUGGAUGGGAUGAUCAGUGUGAUUGGUCACGAGGUUGCUGAGCUGGCAACCAACCCGUUGGUGAACGCUUGGUACGCGGGUCAGGACCCGGUUUUCCCGGUGGAGAUUGCUGAUCUCUGCGAGGGUAUUUACGGAACUGGCGGUGGUGGGUCGUACACCGGACAGAUGAUGAACGGUGGUGAUGGGACCACGUACAAUAUGAAUGGGAUCAGACGGAGGUUUUUGGUGCAGUGGGUUUGGAACCAUGUGUUGAAUUACUGCAGUGGCCCUAAUGCACUUGAUCAGUAAAUGUUCUUCUCCUGUAUGGACUUUUUUGUCAUUUUAUUAUUUUUCUGUGCCCUUUUUUUUUUUUUUUUUUUUUUGAAGGGGGUUUACUUUUGAGUAUGUUUAUGCAUUAUUAGCUAAAUUUAGUUGAAGCUUUGUUAAAAACUGUAAUAACUUUAGUAUACUAUCUCUGUAUACAAAUAUAUAUUGCAUUGUGUUUGCUCUUUA
Messenger RNA from Cornus florida, 1384 nucleotides. Its product is annotated as protein EXORDIUM-like 3. The transcript has a single exon. The coding region runs from base 164 to 1180 and encodes 338 amino acids. The record is from RefSeq and is a predicted model, not a curated record. NCBI's taxonomy places the organism in Eukaryota, Viridiplantae, Streptophyta, Magnoliopsida, Cornales, Cornaceae.